Molecule: messenger RNA, 708 nt
Organism: Aspergillus glaucus CBS 516.65
Lineage: Eukaryota; Fungi; Ascomycota; Eurotiomycetes; Eurotiales; Aspergillaceae
Product: PaaI family thioesterase
Exons: 10
Coding region: 32-532 (166 amino acids)
Molecular function (GO): fatty acyl-CoA hydrolase activity
Source: RefSeq, a predicted model, not a curated record
CUAAUUUUCCUUGUUUUAUAGUGUUGCGAAGAUGACUGCUUUGCGCUUUGUUAGAUCGGUCUGGGAGUCCUUUCGGGCAACCUCGGGCCUAGAGCCUCGUCUAUUGAACAAUCUGCAAGUGACUGCUGCCAGACCUGGCAUUGUCAACUUUGAAUUGGAUGUUCAGAAGGAGCAUACGAACCGCUUGAAUAUCCUCCAUGGAGGCACAAUUGCCAGCAUGGUCGACCUUGGUGGGUCCUUGGCCGUGGCCUCUCGGGGUCUCUUUGCGACGGGUGUCUCGACAGAUCUCAGCGUGACAUACCUGAACUCCGGAGGAAAGAUUGGCGACAAGAUCUUGGCUGAGGUCACCUGUGACAAAUUUGGUAAAACCCUUGCAUACACCAACAUCAAGUUCACCAACCCUGGAGGCGACAUUGUCGCAAGAGGGAGCCACACGAAAUUUGUCGCACUCGCCUGGAAGGAUCCGCAGAACAUCGUUGAACAGCUGAAGGAGCUCAAGGAGCUCAAUGAGCAAAAUGAGCAAAAGUCCUGAUACCAUUCACGCCAUAGAUCUUGAUAGCUCUGAUGCUAUGUCGCUUUGUGGUAUAUAGGAGACUUUGUAUAGACUACAUGGAAAUAAAGAAUGAAUCUCAAUGUAUGACUGGGAGUAUAUGUGCUAGCUUAGGCGCCUUUUAUGGGAAGGCACCGGAAGGUGACCUCCACUUUCUC